UUACCAGAAUGUUGCGAUAAAAAGUGGAGCUGUAAGACAUGCUCUCCAUGUUAUUCUUAUCUUGUCUCUCAUGGUUUAAAUACAAUUAAAAAUGGCAUUGGAGGAGUUGGAAUGUUUUUCAGUUUCACUUUGGUACGUAGACAAAUUUACAUGCAUUUGAGCUGCAUGGGUCAGAAUCCAACUCUGCAUUUUGAUUGGAUGAUGGCUCCCCACAGGAAGCCCAGGCUCUACGUGUAGCCCGCAUUCAGCCUUUGCCUGCGCCAGCCCUAACCCUCUUUUUCCUGUGGGCUCCCAGGCCAAUUCAUGACGUAAUUGUUGAAAUAGUGCAUUGCUUCCAGUGAUUGCUUCCCGUUGCAUGGCAGUGAGACUCGCGUUUCUUCUGUUGUCAUAAAACGGGAACAUCUGGAAAAUGGAAGUGAAUACUGACAAUGUGAUUUCUCUUUUGGUCAUGUUUUACAGUGUUUGAGUUUUUUGAGUUGCCAACACUAUGGCCCUUUACGUAACAUUAAUUACUGUAGCGUGGCAAUAGACAGUACCAUACUAUACAGUGAUCGGGAUGUUCCACAUGGCAUAGUUAAGGAGCCAUGGAGCGACGUUAUAUCCAUUAUUUAAGGGGUUAGCUCCAAAUUCAAAUGUCAAAAUAUGUGCUUUAUAAAAACUUUGAAUCAACAAUUAUGGAUUUAGGUCAUUUCCAAAUCAUUUGGUGGCAAAGAUCUUCUGAACCUGGGGUAAAUGGCAUCCAAAAAAUCUAACAAUAUAGAUUGUAGGGCCGCUAAAAUAGCCAUGAAGCCAAAUUCAAAAACUAUUGGGGUAGGAUCUACCUCAGUCAUACACCUGUUGAAGUUUGAUUUCAGGAUCCAUUGUCGUCACCAAGUUACUCGUUUUGGAUCGCUUGGUGGUCCAUGUCUACCUCCAUUCAAAGACUGGAUACUUCCACAAAAAUAACAUCUGCAUGCAUGAUGUUCCAUUUUCUUGAACGUAAUUCUCCCAACGUGCAAAUGGCAUAAUUGUGCUGAAUUUUCUUGUAGUUUGUUGGAGUGGUGAUGGCGUUCAGAUACAGACAUCAGAAAGAUCCUCGAGCAAAUCCAAGUGCUUUCUUGUAA
Messenger RNA from Paramuricea clavata, 1103 nucleotides. NCBI's taxonomy places the organism in Eukaryota, Metazoa, Cnidaria, Anthozoa, Malacalcyonacea, Plexauridae. The record is from the annotation of a GenBank genome assembly.